CCUUUUCAUCUCUAAAGGUUUUGGGGUUUUCACGUGGGUAGCUGAAAGCAUGUUCAAUGUAUAAGGUGAGUGAUGCGGUAAUCAUAUUGCAGCCAGAACAAAGGAGACAUGAUGGCUAAUCCGCAGUUCAAAGAUCAGAGAGAAAUACAAAAAAUGGAGGUUGCAAGCAAAGAGAAUCAGUUGUGGGCACUGAUCCAUGCCAAAGGUCUUUUGCACUCUGAUGUUCAGGACUUGUACCGGAAAGUGAGAUUUUGUUAUGAGAAUAUCAUCCUGAAUGAUAAUGCACAGCUGGAACUUCAAGACAUUGAGUAUUCUUUGUGGAAGCUUUACUAUAAGCUUAUAGAUGAUUUUCGUAAAAGAAUAAAGAGAAGUUCAGCAGCGCCUCGACAUGAUACUUAUCUAGAAGGAUUUAAACUCUUUCUAUCUGAAGGAAUUCAGUUCUACCAAAAUUUGAUUGUGAAAAUAAGAGAAUGCAAUGGCCUCACAGAAGAGUCUGUACUUUACAGAAAGGGAGGCACAUUUACCUCUGGGGAAAAAAGGGAGUUGCAAAAGUGCCAAUUUUUGUGCCAUCGCUUUUUGGUAUGCCUCGGGGAUCUUGCUAGAUAUAAAGAACAAUAUGAAAAACCUGAAGUCCAAAGCCGAAAUUGGUCAGUUGCAGCCACCCACUACUUGGAAGCAACAAGAAUUUGGCCAGACAGUGGAAACCCCCAAAAUCAGUUAGCUGUAUUGGCGAUGUACAUUGGUGAUGAAUUCCUCGCUUUAUACCACUGUAUACGAAGUCUAGCUGUUAAAAAUCCCUUUCCUGAGGCCAAGGAUAACCUCACCUUACUCUUUGAAAAGAACAGGUCAUCUCAUUUACAUUCUCUUUCAAGCGAGUGCCAAUUUAAUUUCUUAAAUCCAUCUGAAAGAAGCAGUGUUCAGAUUACUAAGCAGGAAAGCAAUGAUAAUAUGCUGAAAGCUGAAAUGGAUACAGAUUUAUGGCCUCUUAUGAUCAGGACGCUUAGUUUCCUCCACUUGAAAUUGAGUGUGGAUGAAUUCCCUCGUGCUUUCGCAUCUACUAUGAAGGAGUUGGAUGCAUUGAUGGCAUUAGACGAUACAAAACUAAAUGCCCCUUUGGAAUCAUAUCAGCGCAUGGAUUCAGUUAGACGAGGCCCUUAUCGAGUGCUCCAGGUUGUUUCUGUACUGAUUUUUAUCAUACAGAAUCUAGUUAAGAGGCCAGAAACAGAAACAAUAGACUUGCAGAAGCAAACUGAUAUGCAUCAGAUGGAGUUGACACAGUUGGCAUUGACUGCCACAUUUAUUUUUAUGGGACGCUGUGUUGAAAGAUGUUUGAAGGCUAGCACAAUCGAAACCUGCCCCCUUCUACCAGCUGUGCUUGUUUUUGUGGAAUGGCUGGUCUUCAUUUUUGAUGAAGCAGAAACCUAUGGGGUUGAUGAGAAAAGUAGGUGUGCUAUGUCCUACUUUUUUGGUGAAUUUUUUAAUCUCCUAAAGCGAUUGAAUGUCAAUGGCGGUGAGGUAAAGUAUACAGAAGGUGUUCCUUUGUGGGAAGACCAUGAGCUGAGGGGCUUUGCACCACUAGCUACUUCACAUGCAUUACUAGAUUUUUCAUCUCAUUGGGAACAUAUGGACAAUUAUGAAAGUGGAAUGGAUUAUCGUUCUCAGCGUAUCAUCAAUGCCGCAAUCAAAAUUGCAGACAGAUCAACUGAUUCUCAAAAGUGGAUUGCCUAUGACAAGUCUGAAAGAAAAUUUUGCAAAUGCCUCGUGACAGGGUCAAAUGGAUAUCCGGACAAGAAAGGGUCAGGAAGAUUGGAGUCCAACAACUCCGAUGUUGAAUUGAAUAUACUUGGUGAGAAGAUUGACAAAGCACCAGAAGAAUGUGAGAAACUGAUGAGUGAUGGGGAAAAUCCAAGCUCUAUUUCUGUGGAAGAGGAAGAAGUUAUUCUUUUCAGGCCUCUUACUAGACGUAAUUCAGCACCAAUCAGUAUUGCCUCUACUUUGAAGGACCCAACCUCUCCGAAACAUUCAUUGGAUCAAAAUGUACCUUCGGAUGAAUGCUUGCGCCGUGCUACUUCACUUCUUAUAGCACAAAACCCAGCUCAGAGUGAUCCUUAUUCUUUCCAUAUUGACAUGACUCAUUUUGGGCGCAACAUGUCAUAUAAGCAGCAGCAGCAGCAGCAGCCUGUUGUGACAGAUACAAUAGCACAGCCAGUUUCGGAAACUCCAGUAGCUGCUGGGCCUCCCUCCCUUAAUGCUUGGGUCUUUGACAGGGGCAGUUUGAGCAACGGCAGGGAGAAAAGCACAGAUGGAGCAAGUAAACAUGGCUCAAGGUUGAGCCCUAUUGAGGAAGUAGCUUCAGAAUCUUUGAUUGGCCUAUCCAUAAAUGGCAAUGAAGAUUCUUUCAGCCAUCACGAAUGUGCAAGCACCCUAUCCUCUUUGGCUUCUUAUACAGCUCCUGUGCCUUCAGCCCCUCCUUUAGUGCUAGAUGAUGAUCGCAUUUGGUUUAAUGAGGGGAUCAGCAUGGCCAAUAAUGCUUCUGAUGUAUCCUAUUCAGAAGUAACCAGCUAUCCACAUUGGACUGCUACUCAAGGGCCACCUAAUUUCAGUCCUAUCAUUCCGAGUUUCAUAGACAAAUACCCAACUCAACAUCGAAUGACUUCAUCUGAAUGGCUUCGUCAGUAUAGAGAAAGUCAUAACCUGGAGCAUCAUGGUUGGCCAAAUUAUGUUCAUCCUCCUAGUAACCUUGGAAACUUGUACGGUUAUGAUACUUCAAAGUUUCACCAUUUCAGUCAAUGGGGAACUCCUGAGGCUUCUAGUCCCUCGACAUUGCAUCCAGGUUUCCCUCUAGAUCCAGGUUUCUCUGGUUACCAAAGAACAAGCCCAUAUGCGUGUCGAGCUCUGACAGACAUAAGAAAUGAGCAGCAACCACUUCUUCAGUACCUUAAGGAGAGGGAAAAGCAACUCCAGAGAGAUCCAACUGUGAGAGGCCCUUCUUAUAUGGACAAUUGAGAACCAUACUCUAGCAAACUGUCAAAAUGUUCAAAUAUGCAUUUCUGCAUUUUUGUAUAUACCAGGUAGAUAAAAUUGUGAAGUCCUAUUGUCAACAAUACUAGAAAUCAUUGCGGAAGUUAUGUGAUAUGUAUGUGACCAAUCGCAAUCGGAUAUAAUCACAUUCUUUCCCCGUCUGAUGGUUAUGAUCGAUUAAUCAAAAAAAUGUCAGCCAACAUAAUUUGAUGUAU
Fragaria vesca subsp. vesca is the source of this 3236-nucleotide messenger RNA. RefSeq lists its product as uncharacterized. Gene Ontology annotation, biological process: nuclear-transcribed mRNA catabolic process, nonsense-mediated decay. Lineage: Eukaryota; Viridiplantae; Streptophyta; Magnoliopsida; Rosales; Rosaceae. The coding region runs from base 109 to 3006 and encodes 965 amino acids. Gene Ontology annotation, molecular function: telomeric repeat DNA binding; protein binding; telomerase RNA binding. Gene Ontology annotation, cellular component: telomerase holoenzyme complex. The transcript is spliced from 7 exons. The record is from RefSeq and is a predicted model, not a curated record.